This is a messenger RNA of Carassius auratus (goldfish), 4155 nucleotides long. RefSeq names its product bleomycin hydrolase-like. Gene Ontology annotation, molecular function: cysteine-type aminopeptidase activity. Gene Ontology annotation, cellular component: cytoplasm. The transcript has 11 exons. Bases 275 to 1606 code for a protein of 443 amino acids. Gene Ontology annotation, biological process: proteolysis; L-homocysteine catabolic process; response to toxic substance. The record is from RefSeq and is a predicted model, not a curated record. NCBI's taxonomy places the organism in Eukaryota, Metazoa, Chordata, Actinopteri, Cypriniformes, Cyprinidae.
UGUACCUUAUUCGUAAAAAAGUAACCUGGAGUAACAGGUCAAUACCAUGGUUGUAUCAAAAUAUCUCUACCACAUAUCUCCCACUGAAGCUCCAGAAAGGAGGGUUUUCCCCAGAUAUGGCAACCUCGACAGAAAGGCACGCGAUUUCUCUGGAUUUCCUGUUUCCGGAAUUCUGCACGGGCUGACUGGCUGUCGGCGAAUGAAAUAAACAAAGAUCUACAAAUCAGACUCCAACACCUCCUCCCCUCGUCUGCAAACAUGGACAGUGGUGCGUAUGUGUAAAUAUUGUCUCUCGCAGCUCGUAGGCGCAGGUCUGAGUCUGGAGAAAGCAUCAGCUUUUGUCAAGCGAUUCCACUCAGAGACACGAUAUCUACUCGCCCAGAACGUCUCGACUUGCAUUGAUCCUUUAGAGGUGUGUCUGCACCGGCAGACGGUCCAAGACACAGUACACGUCUUCCAGCACAGCAUUCCCACAGAGGGCAAACCUGUCACCAACCAGAAAAACUCAGGGAGAUGUUGGAUCUUUUCAUGCCUCAAUGUCAUGCGUCUUCCAUUCAUGAAGAAGUUUAACAUUGAAGAAUUUGAAUUCAGUCAGUCUUAUCUAUUUUUCUGGGACAAGGUGGAGAGAUGCUAUUACUUUCUGCAUGCCUGUGUGGAGACAGCCCAGCGGAAGGAGUCAGUAGAUGGCAGAUUGGUUCAGUUCCUGCUAUCAAAUCCGACCAAUGAUGGCGGACAGUGGGAUAUGCUUGUUAACCUUAUUGAAAAAUAUGGCGUUGUUCCUAAGAAGUGCUUCCCCGAGUCUCACAGCUCUGAGGCAUCCCGUAGAAUGAAUGAUAUCCUCAAUCACAAGUUGAGGGAAUAUUGUUUAAGGCUGAGGAACAUGGUGGACAGGGAAGCCACUAAAACUGAGCUGUCUGACACUGUAGACACCAUGACUGAGGAGGUGUUUCGAGUGGCCAGUGUUUGUCUGGGCAGUCCUCCAGACACCAUCUGUUGGGAAUACCGGGACAAGGACAAGAACUUCCACCGCAUGGGCCCUUUAACUCCACUGGAGUUUUACACAAAGCACGUCAAGCCCCUCUAUAAUCUCCAGGACAAGAUCUGCCUCGUUAACGACCCUCGGCCCCAAAACCCUUAUGGAAAUCUGUACACUGUGGAGUUUCUGGGAAACAUGGUGGGUGGCCGCAGAACACUUUACAACAACCAGUCCAUCGAGCUGCUCAAGAAAGCUGCUGCAGAUUCCAUCAAGAGUGGAGAGGCGGUGUGGUUCGGCUGUGACGUAGGCAAACAUUUCCACAGCAAACUGGGCAUCAAUGAUAUGAAUGUGUUUAACCAUGACCUGGUGUUCGGCAUCUCAGUGAAAAACUUGUCUAAGGCGGAAAGGUUGAUCUAUGGAGAUUCCAUGAUGACCCAUGCCAUGAAUCUGACUGCUGUUACUGACAAGACAUCCGGCCUGUUUAAUUACAAGCAGUUUUUGAGGUUACUGUCUAAUUUCCCUCACAACUCAUCAUAUGCAUUUCCAGAGUUCAUUGUUGUCUUCUCUGGUACCCAGUGGGCAAUACCAAUGCUCUUUAAAGCAAAGGGCUUCUUCGCCCUGUUUUAUUAAUCAGUAAAACAUAGCUUAGGUUUAAAAAGCAGCUAGACAUCACAUGGAAAAUACAAAAAAAUAAUACUUAAAAUACCAAAUUAAUAUUUCUGUUCAGCAAGGAUUCAUUAAAUUAAUCAAAAGUUCAAGGUUCAAGUUUAUUGUAUGCCUAAGGGGCAAUUUUUUAUGCAGCAUAAAAUCUGUAAACAACACACAACCAUCAUACUAAAAACAAUCCAUAAAUAAUACCAACAACACUCUCGCAGGUUUAAGAGUCUAACAGCAGUAGGAAUAAAAGAAAAUCCAUACCGGUUACUCUUAAGUUUAGGCAUACUAUAACGUAACCCAGAAGGAAGCAUUUUAAACUCAUGAAACAGUGGAUGAGUAUGAUCUUACAAGAAGAGUUUUGGCUUUCUGUAAGACAAACCGCUCAAAAUGAUCUGAGAACCCAGUCUGCUUAAAACCAAUAAUCUUACUUCCUUGGUUAACAAUGCCAUUCAAUGAGAUCCGAUACUUUACAUUUAGAUUACCAUACCAACAACACAGAGAGACAAAGUACAGAUUCAAUAUAAGAUCUGAAAUACAUGGUCAUGAGAGUCCUGCUAAUAUUAAAAGUAGAAAGCCUCCGAAGACAGUGCAACCGUUGCUGGCCUUUUUUGCAUAGUGCUUCGGCAUGAAAAUCAAAACUCAGUUUGUUGUCAAUAAUAAGCCCAAGAUACUUAUAAGUACUAGCCCAAUCCACUGUUUGACCUUUAACUAUAGUUGGCUAGGCUGAUGAUGAAUGACUGGAUCUAAAGUCAAUAGCCAUAUCUCUUGUCUUCUUUAUAUUCACACGCAAAAAGGAACUAUCACACUAUUAUUCUAUCACACGUUAUAAAAUCGUUCACUACUAGACCAUGGCAGUUCUCAUCCUUCCUCAGGAGACUGACAAUAAAAAAUUUCAACGAACCUGUCUGUGUGUUUACUUACACAAUUAUCAGUGUACAAAAUGUAAACCAAGGGUGGGAGAACACAUCCCUGUGGAGAACCUGUAGACGUUAUAAGGGCAUCUGAAAAUGUGCUAUUUACUCUCACCCUCUGCCUUCUGUCACCUUAGAAAAUCUAAUAACCACCCCAAUAUCUUAUAAUCUAAUUUAAACUCUGAAAUUAAUUUCUUUGUUAAAACAUGGGGCUGAAUAGAAGUCUAACAUUGGUUUUGGUCCAUCCCUGACCAAUUUCUCAAAGCCAAAUGUCAAGGCGACAGGUCUAAAAUCAUUUAGACUCUUAGGAUAACUUGUCUUCCCUACAGGCACAAUUAUAGCUUCUUUCCAAAGCUUAGGUAUUUUUUGCAGAUGGAUUUACUUUUGGAAUAUGUUACAAAAUACAGGGCCCAACUGAUCUGCACAUGUCUUUAAUAAACGUCCCCCUAUCUUAUCUAGUCCAGAGACUUUCCCCACCUUGCUCUUUUUGUAUAAUAUAAUCCUGAUUAAAAAAUGUACACUCCAUAUUACACAUCGUCUCAUUCCGAAGAACAUUCCUUACACUACUGAAAUCCUCCACAUCAAAUAUAGUAUAAAAAUUAUUCAAAUCUUGAGCCAACUUUAUAUCAGACUGAUAACCAACAAAUUGCAUGGGAGUAUUACUUUUACUCUUAGACCCUGUUAUAGUGUGCAUACUCUCCCAGGCAGAGCCGAGUCUAUUCUGUCUAAGAACUUCCUCUACUUUGUCUUCGAAAUUAUUUUUGGCCUUCCUAUUUUCAUACUUUAUUUGUUUUUGCAAAUCAUGAUUCCUUUCCAAAUCACCUGCAUGAAAUGCCUUAUUCCUUUCAUAAGUAACUUUAUAGAGUUAGUAAUCCAUGGCUUUGUGUUAGCAAAUGUUCGAACUGUUUUUUGAGGAAUUAACAUAUCCUCACAAAAAUGUAUAUAACUGCUUACAACAUCUGUUUAUUCAUCAAUAUCAGAACAAGAGUUUUCAAAAGCCUCCCAGUUUGUGGAAUCAAAACAUCCUUGUAAAUCUAAGGUUGAGUCUGCAGUCCAUUUCCUAAUAAGUUUGUUUUCCACUUUAUACUUUUUUAAAACAGGAAUUAAAACCACAGUACUAUGAACAGACAUACCCAAUGGUGGGUUACUAACUGACUUGUAUGCACCCCUGACAGAACCAUAGCAUAGAUCUAGAGUUUUGUUAAAUCGUGUUGCACAGGUAACAUAUUGUUGAAAGGUCCUUAAAGUAUGUUUCAACGAGCAGUGAUUAAAGGUAAAAUUUGUAAGAUAUUUGCAGUAAAAUAUCCAAAAACCACUAGGCUAGUGUUAUAUAUUUUGUCCAGCUGAUUACUAACAAUAUCUCUAAUGUUUUCAACUACUUGUAAAUCAUGAGAAAAUUCCCAUUCUAAACAGUGACACGGGGCAAUGCAGUCACCUGUCAAUGACAUUAGUUAUACUUUGUUACCGCAUUUACUGACGUAGAAACAACAUGACAACAAUGUCGUGGACUAAUGCGGAAGCAGUUCCUUGUUUACUUCUUCUUGCACGUUUUAUGGUGAAUUGUGUUACUUAUUUAUGGAACAUAAUUACUGUUUACCGUCUGCCACCGAU